Pelagomonas calceolata is the source of this 1441-nucleotide messenger RNA. Lineage: Eukaryota; Pelagophyceae; Pelagomonadales; Pelagomonadaceae. The record is from the annotation of a GenBank genome assembly.
UGUAAAAAUGAAUGAAUUUACGGACGGCAUAUAUUUCUCUCCCGAGUCCAAUAUGGUAUUGGUCAAAUAAAUACUCGCGGUUCCUCAUGUAUACGUCUUAAAACCGUCUCUCGGUGUUAUUUUUCUCUUUUGAUUCCACUUCUUCCUGUCGCCCUUGUGAGGCCUGGGACGGCCGGAGGGCGAAGAUCGCCAAGCGACGAGAUGUGGGCGCCUGCGUCCUCCAUGCUUGUUCUUCUCGGCGCGACGGCGGCGCUCUUCGAGCUCGAGUAGACACCGUUGAUCGACUACAUUGCGAUUUCGCUCUUCGAGCUUGGCACUGAGGCGUCUAAGCUCUCGCUCAUACUUGCGCAGUAGUGAUGCCUGGUCAAGGUCCUCGUUGAGGCGCGGUACAUUGGUCACGCGCUUGGCGCGCAUGGCGAACUUGAGUGUCGAUAGCGUCUCAGCAGGGGCUUAUGCACGAUAGUAAGUAGGGUAUAUCCUGUAACAUAUCCUGUCGGCCUUUUACCUGGGGGGUACUAGGCUCCCACUAGCAACACCCAGGGUAUCAGGCUCCCAAUGGCUCAGGCUCCCAAUGGCUCGCUUUUGAUCAAACGGCCACGCCUUUGCGCAAAAAGAGAAACGCCUAAAGCUCCGAGUCUUUUUUUUUGUUCGAUUCCGCCCUUGUGGGCGCAAACUAGGGACCGACGGCGCGAUUUGCGCAGUGCCGCACCGCGCGCCCCGCACAGCUCUGCUAGUUCCGCCAGUAGCUUCGCGACGUGACUGGAUCGCUGUAUACGCAAUGCCACGUCGUCCCGCGCCACGAGCACAUCUAUACACACCACGUGAACGUUCCGUUCACUAAGCGAUCUGGUUUUACGCCUUCGUUCCGAGCGCCAUGACGUAUGCACGCAGGGAGGUUUGGCGUUCGUGGGCCGUAAAAUUCGGCGGCUCCGUCGGCCCACAGCAUCGCUCCGACACCCACGUACGACCAAGGGCAGUUCUAUCGCAGCACCGUUCCUCUCGUACAAGAAACGUGUGCGACGCGCCGCUACGGCCCCGAAUUCCCCCAGGACACCAGGGUGGGUCGAUUUUCCGGAUUCGCCGAAAGCAGUCGCGAGCAGCGCCGCUGGGAUUAUUUCUGAGAUUCUACAUAAAGUACCCACGUGUCCUCGAGGAGUCCUCGCUCUCACCGUCUACGCGUCCGCGGCGACGCCUUUAAUAGUACCCAGCCAGGGCCAUCUGGACCGCCUAAAGGUAAGUUUUGCCGUCUGGAAGUUCCCUGCGUCAGACGACCGUGCCUGCCGCUUGAGCAUCCGCCGUAUGUGAACAAGGAAGGGUCCGAAAGGGGCAUCCUGAUCAUUGGCAGCCACGCCGCCAUUUUAAGAAAGUAAGGUCACGGGAUAAUGAUGCUCCCGAGUUCUUCUAUCAGGUGGAUGAUAUCUGAACAAUAACCUCAUGAGGU